This is a messenger RNA of Mus pahari (shrew mouse), 3411 nucleotides long. It is a transcript of the gene Bmp3, whose product is annotated as bone morphogenetic protein 3. NCBI's taxonomy places the organism in Eukaryota, Metazoa, Chordata, Mammalia, Rodentia, Muridae. Gene Ontology annotation, molecular function: growth factor activity; cytokine activity. The coding region runs from base 663 to 2069 and encodes 468 amino acids. The record is from RefSeq and is a predicted model, not a curated record. Gene Ontology annotation, cellular component: extracellular region. The transcript has 3 exons. Gene Ontology annotation, biological process: SMAD protein signal transduction; osteoblast differentiation; BMP signaling pathway.
GGCUCCCUGGUUACUUCGCUCCAGGCUUCUCUCUUUUGGAGGUAGUCUUGCCCCAGCUGCCUUAGGAGGGCGAGCCAGAGGCUAGAGGGAGAACUCGCUGCGGGCGGACCGACAGAUCAGAUCAGGACAAGAAGGAACAGAACCAGUCUCUCUGUCUCUGCCUCUCUGUUCGUCGCUGCCUCUGUGUCUCUGUCUCCCUGUCUCUCUCUUUCUCUGUCUGUCUGUCUACACACACACACACACACACACACACACACACACACACACACACACACCACGUCCUCUGAGAACUCAGCUGGCUGAGACCGCGCACACCCCGCCCCGGCGCGCGUCCCAGGCUGGUGGAGCGCAGAUCCAGAUCCCCAUAGCGGCCGCCCGGCCGGGUGUUCCCAGUCUCAGGUGGCACGGAAGGGAGAACCCGCGCUUGACAACUCCGCUGCGCUCGCCCAGACCUUCCGCCCUCUGGCCGGCGAGAGGAGCUGAGCGGGCGCGGCUGCCACCCAGAGCCCACCUGCCUACCCUCGCGGCCCCGUUCCAGCUGUGCCGGGAUCCCAACGUCCGCUUCGCAGCCGGAGCGCCACCCCGGCUCUGCCGCUGUCUCUUUCGCCUCCGAGGUGUCCCGGGCGACCCGAAGUAGCGCGGUGCGACACCAGGACUUUGCUAUGGCCGGGGCGCGAGGGCUGCUGUGUCUGUGGCUAGUUUACUUCUGCCUGAACCUGGCACAGGGACAGAGACCAAACUUGCACCUCCCGGGACUCCGCGAGACUGAGCCAAGCGACCGCACGACAGGUGGUAGCCCGAGCCCGGACCUGCGACCGCAGGACAAGGUGUCGGAGCAUAUGCUGUGGCUCUAUGACAGGUACAGCGGCAGCAGCAGAGUCCAGGCUACCGGGACACCGGGCUCGCAGCUCCCAGGUCCUCAGCCCCUGCGCGGUGGUAACACGGUCCGCAGCUUCAGAGCCGCAGCCGCAGGAACUCUUCAAAGAAAGGGGUUGCACACUUUCAAUCUGACUUCUCUAACCAAGUCGGAGAACAUUUUGUCAGCCACACUGUAUUUCUACAUUGGAGAAUUAGUGAACAUCAGCUUGAGCUGUCCAGAAUCCCAAGGAUGUUCCCAUCACACUCAGAGACGACACAUCCAGAUAGACCUCUCUGCAUGGAUCCUCAAAGUCAACCAAUGCCAGCUCUUGGGUCAUCUGUCUGUAGAUGUGGUCAGACCUCAUAGAGACAGUGUGUCUUGGCUGUCAAAAGACAUCACUCAGCUCUUAAGGAAGGCCAAGCAAAAUGAGGAGUUUCUCAUAGGGUUUAACAUUACCUCCAGAGCACACGAGCUACCCACGAGGAUGCUGCUUUUCCCGGAACCUUAUAUCUUGGUAUACGCCAACGAUGCUGCCAUUUCUGAGCCAGAAAGCGUGGUAUCUAGCUUACAGAGACACCGAGAUUUCACAGCGGCAACUGGGCCCAGACUGGAUAGCCAUGUCAGAGAAGGCCUCUCAGUUGAGAGGAGGAAGAAGCGCUCUGCUGGGAUCUUGCUGCCCCUGCAGAACAAUGAGCUACCUGGGGCAGAGUAUCAGUACAAGGAGGAGGGAACAUGGGAGGAGAGAAAGCCUUAUAAGAGCCUUCAGACUCAGCCCCCUGAGAAGAGCAGGAACAAAAAGAAACAGAGGAAAGGGUCCCAUCAGAAGGGACAGACGCUGCAGUUUGAUGAGCAGACCCUGAAGAAGGCGAGACGAAAGCAGUGGAUCGAACCUCGGAACUGUGCCAGGAGGUACCUUAAAGUGGACUUUGCUGAUAUUGGCUGGAGCGAAUGGAUUAUCUCCCCCAAGUCAUUUGAUGCUUACUACUGCUCUGGAGCCUGCCAGUUCCCCAUGCCAAAGUCUUUGAAGCCAUCGAAUCACGCGACCAUCCAAAGCAUAGUGCGAGCUGUGGGGGUCGUCUCUGGGAUUCCCGAGCCUUGCUGUGUGCCGGAAAGGAUGUCCUCACUCAGCAUCUUGUUCUUUGACGAAAACAAGAACGUAGUGCUCAAAGUCUAUCCUAACAUGACAGUAGACUCCUGUGCUUGUAGAUAACCUCUUCAAGAACUCACUCAGAUGCUCCAUCCAAUCAUUAGUUGGGUUUUCUGGGCUUUUUUUUUUUUUUUGCACUGCCAAUGCAUUUUGUUCCAAAAGAUGUUUUAUUGCAGGAAGAAAAUGAACAAAUAGAUAGAAGAUUUCCACCAAACAAAACCGGACUGGAUUUUCCUUUGAAUGUAACUAAAAGUGAGAUUUUUAGUAAACGUGGACCUCUAUUUCUGUUGUUUCUUCAUCACAUAAGAAAAAUUGUUACUCAACUGUUUUUAGAAGUGUUAGAGAACACAUUGACUUAUUUUUGUAUUGGGCUUUAAGACUGGGUGGGAAAUGACAGCAAUAACUUAUCAUUUGUCUACUCAUAUAAAGAGGAAAGGGAAGUAGAUAGGAGCAAUUUUUUCUCCCUAGGUGUCUUGCCUUAGGCUCCUGAGCAGACAGCAACUGCUAAACACCCAUCUUUCUUUGAUGUUCAUCAGGAAGGUUUCUGAGACUUGUCUAUCCUAGGUUUUUCUCCACAAUCAUGGUGGGAGUCGAGCUAGUGUGUGCCGAGUGCUAGUGUGAGUGUGCAUAUGUCAGCCCGCUGUACCUCUUGUAGAAAAAACAAAAGUUUCCUUAAUGUGGUUCUCUAGCUGCAUCUUCAUGGCAUUCCUUUGUUGUCAUCAAUAAUAUAAUCUUCUGACCAGCACCAAUCCACUGAUGAUUGCAUGAUCCAAGAGCCUAUGCCAAGAGCGACGUGUCGCUGAUUGGAAACACAGAUGUUUUCAUGGCCUCGACUCCCAGGAAAAGCGAGCGAGAGGCUUCAUUUUUGAAACCCUGGGUGUUAUACUUCUGUAGCUUUCUUUCUUUUUUCCUUUUAUUUUUCCUACACAUACUGUCAUUUGCUCUAAGGUAAUUUAGGAAGUGCUUCCUGAAGUUGUUAGCUUUUAAGUUUUCUUACCAUUAUGCUCUCUCUUCAUAUGACGUUGUUGAUAGAUGUUGAGGCUUACAAGCCGUUGUUAGAAAUGACCAAGCGAAUUACUAUCUUGUGGUGACCACCAUGCUCCACACCUGUUUCUAGGCUCUUCUCCACAGAGGUCAAGGUACUGUCCUCAGUCAUCCAUCAAAGCCGACUAAAGAUGAUUCACCAGGAGAGAGAGGCAGCAGAGACAGAGUCCAUUUCCACUUGUCAUAAGUAUGUCAUCGUUGAUUUCUGCCGCUCAAAGUGGUUUUAUAUUCCACUCACAGACUGUUACGGUAUCUCAGUGGGUAACGGUGCUUGCUACCAAACCAUUCCUGGAGCCCUCAUGGCAGAAGGAGAAAACAAGCUCCCACAAGUUAUCCUCUGACCUCUACACACACAUGCACA